Physella acuta is the source of this 4458-nucleotide messenger RNA. RefSeq names its product NADP-dependent malic enzyme. The record is from RefSeq and is a predicted model, not a curated record. Gene Ontology annotation, biological process: pyruvate metabolic process; malate metabolic process. Gene Ontology annotation, molecular function: NAD binding; malate dehydrogenase (decarboxylating) (NADP+) activity. NCBI's taxonomy places the organism in Eukaryota, Metazoa, Mollusca, Gastropoda, Physidae. Gene Ontology annotation, cellular component: mitochondrion.
UAAAGUUCUUGAUCUACAUAGACCGGUGCCCUUUGAGUAAGCUUACCCAGGCCUACUUCAGUGCUUAUUUGUUCUGUGAUUAAUAAAUUUUAGUUAAAAAAAAGAACUAAAUCUACAACAAAAGAUAAGCUUCAGGCAACGAUGGCAUUGAAUCUAUCAUCGGUAGCUACUAAAAAAAUUCUCAAUAAUGUUACCUCUAAAAUACCUCAGUUGUCAGCACUUUGUCUGAGACAGAAGUCACAAGACUCGCAUGAUGGACAUGAAGAUCAAAAGAGAGAACUUAUCAAUCAUUCUCGUGUUAGAGGAAUUGAUAUCUUGAGAAACCCAAAACUGAACAAAGGGACAGCUUUUACAUUGAAAGAAAGACAGCUGAUGGGUAUUCAUGGUUUAGUCCCACCGUGUGUUCGUACCAUGGAUGAACAGAUGAUUCGUGUCCUCACUAAUUUCUCAAAGAGAAGUAGUGACUUGGAUAGGUUUAUCUACCUCAUGGCUUUACAGGAUCGUAAUGAAAAACUUUUCUACAAGGUACUUUGUAACAAUGUGGAAGAGAUGAUGCCAAUAGUUUACACACCAACUGUGGGGCUGGCCUGCCAACAAUAUGGUGUUGUUUUUCGAAGACCUAGAGGUUUGUUUAUUUCAAUAAAAGACAAAGGGCACAUUUAUGAAAUUCUGUGUAACUGGCCAGAAAGAAAUGUGAAGGCCAUUGUAGUUACUGAUGGUGAAAGAAUUCUUGGACUGGGAGACUUGGGGGCUUAUGGUAUGGGGAUCCCAGUUGGAAAGCUCUCCCUUUACACUGCUUUAGGGGGUAUUCAUCCUUCAAAGUGUCUUCCUAUUCUCCUAGAUGUUGGAACAAAUAAUAAGAAACUUCAUGAGGAUCCUCUGUACAUUGGUAGAGCUCAGCCAAGAGUUAAAGGUCCUGAAUAUGAUGAGUUCAUUGAUGAAUUCAUGAAAGCUGUUGCAAAGAGGUAUGGAUAUAAUUGCCUGAUUCAGUUUGAAGAUUUUGGCAAUCAUAAUGCAUUCCGCUUUUUAGAGAAAUAUAGAAAUAAGUAUUGUACCUUCAAUGAUGAUAUUCAAGGUACGGCGGCUGUAGCUGCGGCUGGUGUGUUUGCAAGUCUCAGAAUUACAGGGAAACAGUUAACUGACAACAAAUUUGUUUUCCUUGGAGCUGGUGAAGCUUCAAUUGGAAUAGCUAAUCUCUUAGCCUUAGCUAUGACUGAGAAAGGCAUAUCAAUUGAAGAAGCCAGAAGUAAAAUUUGGCUUAUUGAUUCUAAAGGCCUCAUCACUAGUACACGUGCAGGGGGACCAAUAAGUGGUCCAAAAAAAGACUUUGUCAAGGAUUACAAGCCCAUGACUAAACUGGAAGACAUUGUGGAAGAUUUGAAACCAACAGUUCUGAUCGGUGCUGCUGCAUCACCUGGAGCGUUUAAUGAAAAUGUUCUUCGUUUAAUGAGCAAAUAUAACAAAAGACCAGUUAUUUUUGCCCUAAGCAAUCCAACCAGUAUGUCUGAGUGCACUGCUGAGCAAGCAUAUACAGUUACUGAGGGUCGUGCAGUCUUUGCUAGUGGCAGCCCUUUCCCCAAGUUUACCCUAAAUGGACAGACAUUCUAUCCUGGCCAAGGCAACAAUUCCUACAUCUUUCCAGGAGUUGCACUUGGAGUUGUGACCUGUGGUGUAAGACACAUCUCAGAUAUGAUCUUUCUAAGGGCAGCUCAAAAAUUAGCUGACCUGGUAACAGACGAGAAUCUUGCAGAAGGUCGCCUGUAUCCACCACUAAGCCUAAUCCAGGAUGUUUCUUUGAAAAUUGCCACUGGCCUGGCUGAGUAUGUCUAUGCCAACAACAUGGCUUCAGCUUAUCCUGAACCUGCAGACAAAGAAGCUUAUAUCCGCUCUUUCUUGUAUGACACCGACUAUGAAUGCUUUGAACCUGAGACAUGGGAUUGGCCUGAUGCCUAAUUGAAUAUAAAGUACAGUGAUUUUGUUUUUUAAAUAUUUGCUAGGCACAUUUCCCAAUAUCUGUUUUUGUAGAAAGUAGAUUUACUCAAAAAGUAUUGACAGUACAUUUUAUUAAACUAAAAUGUAGUAGCUGUAGAUGCUGCAGAGGAUACUAAAUGAUAAAAAUGUGUGUAAUCUACAUACAAUUUUUGUGUGCGUUCUUGAUAUGUUUGCCUGUAAACAAGUCAAGGCAUUUGAAUUUGUAUGUUCAGUGUCAUUGUUUUUAUGCUAAAUUUUAAAAAUAAGGUUUUAAACAUAUGUAUAAAUUGUGUGUAUCACUAAUGAGUUACCUAACUAAAUGGAGUAUUUUACACUUAUAAUUAUAAAUUACCAAAAUAAUUGAGUAUUUUUUCAUUUGAUAUUUGGGCUGAUCAUUUUCUUAAAAUAUAUUUUUGAUGAGAAAUUGAAAUCAAUACAGAGAGAUUAUCAUUAUUAUACAUAAAUGUUUGUUUUUGUUUUAAUCAAGCUGCCACUUUAGUGUCAAGAUAUGUCACUUUUAGUCAUUGCUGUCAUUCUCAUUAUUAUGAUAAGUUUUUUUGUAAAUGAAGCCUGUAGAGAAAGUAAAAAUAAUGAUUUAGUACAGAUAUCAUAAGAAGCAGAUAAAUAGUUUGCCUGUUUUGUUUUUUUGCUUUCCCAUAUUAAGGGAUAACAUCGUCCUCAAUUCCCAGCCACCAUAUUCUAGUGCCAUGUCAGGGUGGGUAUUUGUUGGAGCUGGGUGGCACAUUAACAUCACACAAACACAAUACUGGGUCCUUGAUAAACCCAGUGGCUGCUGCACACUCUACCUCAUAAGUCUGCCCUUAGACACAAAUACAAUUUUUGAUCUUAUAUAAUGUUCUGAAUUGAGAAUUUAGACAAUCACAGUUUGUUUCAUUACGUUUAUUUUUUAUAUUGACCUCCUUGUCCACAAUUACUUUUUUCAAUAUUUUAUAGAAUUGUUAAUUUAAAAAAAUAAUUUCUAGAUUAACUAGAAUAAAUUCAUUUUAUAACAUAUUAUAUUAUUUUCUUUAAAUAUCUGCGCUUUUGGAAAAAAAAACGCUUGGUAUGAAUUAUCUCCACAAUAUUUUUACAAAUUUACUGUUUUUAUCUUUACUAAAUUGUAAGAUUAGAUAAAUAUAAAUGUAGAUAUGUAGAUUAGUUAAAUCCUUUUUUCCCCACAACUUUCAUGCCACAAGAUAUUAACUGGCAGCUUUUAAAUUUGAGUUAUGUCAGUAUAUUAACUACUGAGUUUAAUAUAUAACAAAGAAAGGCACAUCACUUGAUUUCCUUCUACAAAACAUGACAAUGUUAUACUGAUUAGACCAAGACAAACUACUGUUUUAUAUUUGUUUAAACUUCAUAUCAGGCUAUAUUUUAAUUAAGUUAAUUGCAAUGCCUAUUCUUAUAAUUCUGGAAUAAGCUCAGUAUAAUUUGUGUAUAUAAGGUCAUAUUUUUCUGUGAUUCUUCUAAAGUGGUGUUGAAUGUAAAAUGUGUACUGUUAUUAACUUGUAUAUGUACAUUAUGGUUAUUCAAGUUUUUGUUAGAUGAUAAAAACUUGUUUUAAAAGAGAUUAUAUAUGUAAAAAAAAAUGCUAUUGACAAUUUAUGAUCACUAGGAACGACUAUACUUAGGCUUUCAUUUGUUCAGUUGAUUUCAUAUUUACCAAAUACAUUUUAAUGUUUAACUUACAAUUGUAGUACUUUUUAUUAUAAAUAUUUCAUUUUAAAGAUUAAUAAACAAAGAUCAAAUAUUCAUUAAAGAUCACAAUUUUGUGGUUAUUUUUUUUUACAUUUCUUUUAUUUGCACAAUUAAGGAACAUAGAUUUCAGUAUGUUAAAUGCUCAAUUUUAAUUAUGUUAGAAGAUUUAACAAAAAUUUUAAUAAAUUAGUUUGUGCAGAAUAUUUUGAGGAAAUAUCUGAAUAUUUCAUAAAUAUUUUACUUUUCAAACUAUAUUGUAAUAAUUAUAAUCAAUGAUUUUGUAUUACUUUUUAAGAAGACUAACUAACCAUCACCUAAUAAUUGUGUAAAAUAAUCUAAUGCUUAUUAUUGUAAUGUGAAUCUGUCCUGUGUAUAAGCGUUAGUAGAUUACACCAUUGAUAAAAGUUUAAUCUACCAGUUCGGUAAUUUAACUCAUUUUAAUCAUGUAAUUGAGUAUGAGGAUACACUAGCUAAAAAUCUAUCUUCUUUUGACCAUUACCAACAACAACACUGUUGUAGUGUGCUUUAUGGAAUGAUCUCAUUAUUUUUAUUUAUGUUAGUUGUAACCCUGAUCAAAACACACAAAAAGUAUUUUAUUUUUUACAAGUUGGUGGUGGAAAUGUAAUGAUUUUUUUCUAUAAUUUUAUAGUUAUGGCCAAAACAUUUUUUAAAAUAAUGGCAUACCAUGGUAAAAAAAACUGCCAAUAUAAUCCUUGAAUCUCUAGAUAUUAACUCCCCGUAAAAUGUGUGCAUAUUGUCAAAUUUCAGUAUCCGAGUAAAAUACGAAAC